Messenger RNA from Brassicogethes aeneus, 1763 nucleotides. NCBI's taxonomy places the organism in Eukaryota, Metazoa, Arthropoda, Insecta, Coleoptera, Nitidulidae. The record is from the annotation of a GenBank genome assembly.
CUCAAAAGUCCUGAAAAUUCGUUCAGGAUAUGUAGGUCGUUAUUGAUUACAAAUUUAUCUACGCAACAAAAGUGUUUUUGUUAGACUGAAAGUGUAAAUAAUCACCAAAGAUAUUUUUGCAUUGAAUUGUAUACAUUUGGAACAUGCCUCAGAAUCCUGAGGCCAAUCCUCAGUUGGAUGUAUUUUUAAAAACAUGCAAGCUAUUUGCACUACUGGCUUUUCUUGCUUAUACAGGGUGUUAUUUAUUCGCAAAACCAAAAGUAAAUAAUGAAAAUACAGACAAUAUUUUGGAUAACAUAAUUGAAGAUAAUAAUAAUAAUAAUAUUAAAAAUGAUACUGUUAAGAUAGAAAAAUUAGUCAAGAAAAUUGUGUUACAACCUUCUAGUUCAAAACUGCAUAUACUUGAGUUUUGGAAGGAGGCAUCAAUGGAAGUGUAUAGGAAGAAUAGUUUUUGUAAACCUGGUGAUAAAUUGAAGGAAAAAAAGAAGACUGAGAAACGCAAAGAAAGCGACACCUCGAUGCAGAUUUACGUUGUUGGAGCCUUCGUCCUCGUCAUGGUGUGCAUCGUUAUGGACUUGAUGGACUUCAAGGGAGCAGCAAAGCGCGCCAAGGUUCCACUCAGUCGAAAAUGCUCUCUAGCCGAUUUGACGGUGUUGAAGCACCAGAGAAAAGAGCUGGUGAGGAAGGAUUCAAUUUUGGAAACGCCCGAGGAGCCGACUUCCUACAAUCAAAUGGGUACUAUUCGCAAACCUCCGCCGUUACAACGACAACGCUCCUUUCCACUCACAAACCCCAGGUUGCAGCACCAGUUCAACAGCACCGAUAUACCUCUGAAUCCCACGGAUAGCCUCGUUCGCAGGCCCUCGAUCAUCCCAGAGGAGGCUAGACGGCAAUCGAUAGUGUUGGAAUCUAGAAGGCUCAGCCUGGUGCCUGAUUCGAGAAGGUCGCCCAUAAGGCAGCUCGACAAGAGGAGGUUGUCUUUGUCUUUGCACGAGACUAGAAGCUUGGAUUCCGAACUGAUCGGCAAAAAGCAUCACAUUAGGUUUGUGCACAGGCAUUAAAGGCUGAUGGAGGUAUUUAAAAGAAGUGGGGAUACAAUAAUGACGAUGUAUUAUGAGAAUUUUAUUUGGGAUUUUGUUACUUUUUAUUUUUCGACUUCAAUGUACCGGAAGUACUAGGAAAAAAAGUAGCCUAUUUACUGAGAUAUUUCAAAGUUAACUUAAGACAAUUAAAAACCUAAAUAAAAUUUCCAUGGUAAAAUGAAAAGUAUACAAUUGGCUUAAAAUAAUUAUUUGGUCGUCUACUUUAUUCUUGACUGACAUUUUCAAUGCCACAAUUUCAAAUAAUAUUAAAUUAAAUUAUAUUGACCCCACAAUCUACACAACAAGGUCUGUUCUAUCUCAUGCUAAAAAUACUAAAAAUCACUGCAACACUGCACAGAGUUUAACGGCGGCCAUCUUUGUUGUUUACAAUUCUUGUGCUUUGGGUUUGUGCUGUUUAUUAAUUGUUUUUGCUGUAAAUUAUUUGCUAGGAGGUAUUUUUAUUAGGAUUUCUUGAAAAUGUUUACUUGCAGAAGAUAGAAGAGUUUUGAAAGGCAAAAAUUAAUAGUUUUUGUGUUUCUUACAGAGGCACUUGUAAGCCUCAAAUAAGGCCUUUAAGUACUAACGACAACCAUUUUACUCCUCUUUUAUAAUAAAUAUAAGGUAUUCUAUCAGGGCUGUCAAAUGACAAUUUGAAGGUUAAUUUGUGGGUUAUAAUUUAAC